AUGACUUCGACACUACCUAGUCUCCAGGUGGAGCUCUUAGGCAUCAUCUUGGACCAUCUGCCGGAAACCUACAACCAUAUAAGACGCAAGUGGGAGAAGAGCGACCUGAAGGCCUUCCGACAAGUGUGUCGCGAGAUCAACUCGAAGACAAGUACCUUCUUCGGCGCCAGCUUCUUCAGCGGGUUGAAUAUCGUUCGAGUGUUCAACAUUCAUAUCGCCUACUCUCGAUCCGAGGAAGCAACCAGUCCCGCUCGCAACGCUUCGAAGAGCCAAGUCCGCUAUGUCAUGGACGGAUCCUUUGCCAUUGAUAUCGACAAGGCAUUGCAAGGAUUCAAGCAUCUUAAAUAUCUAUCCUUCUGGGAAGAGACCUACGGAUACGGCAAUAACCCCCGUAAAGAGGAAAUCAGCCGCUUUUUCUGGACUCAUACGGUGAAGGAUUUCUUCUGUGCUGUCUUCCAAAAUGAUAUUCAUCUUCGUAUACUGGAAUUUACUUCCCAAAAACAGGCUCCGUUCUCGUUUCCGUUGGCACUCCUGCAACCGCUUUCGGAAUCGUUCCAUGUAUUUGAUCGACUGGCUGUGAUAAUGUUAGACGCAGCAUUCAUGGACGAAGAGGUGCGGGAGGACGAAUCCCUAGCGACUCUGGACGUCCUCCUUAACCACGCCCCUAGACUCUCUGAAUUCUCCUUCCACGGCCGAGGCCUUGUCUCUUCGAGCGCGGUUGUUGCUUGA
Messenger RNA from Trematosphaeria pertusa, 729 nucleotides. RefSeq lists its product as uncharacterized. The record is from RefSeq and is a predicted model, not a curated record. The transcript has 2 exons. Lineage: Eukaryota; Fungi; Ascomycota; Dothideomycetes; Pleosporales; Trematosphaeriaceae. Bases 1 to 729 code for a protein of 242 amino acids.